AUGUCUCACAGAUUCCGCUCCCAGCAGCGCAAGAAGAACGCCCGGUCCAUCGCGUCCGAGGAUCCCUGGAGGGUCGACACGCCCUUCGGACCGCCUCAGAUCCCCCAUUUCCCGGGUCGCAUCUGGCGCAUCCGCAAUACACUCCAGCGAUUCACGCCGUCCGCGCGCGCUGAGAAGGAGCUUCUCAAGAUAAAGAAUCGGUUCAAGGUCCCCUUGACCGAACGAAACAUGGACGCCUUUGUCUCGGAGCAGCUGUACUCCGACGCUUGUUAUCCCAACAAACAUAGCCGGGAAUUGCAGAUCUCGGCAUGGUUGGACCGACUGUCAUACUGA
Messenger RNA from Aspergillus heteromorphus CBS 117.55, 333 nucleotides. RefSeq lists its product as uncharacterized. Lineage: Eukaryota; Fungi; Ascomycota; Eurotiomycetes; Eurotiales; Aspergillaceae. Bases 1 to 333 code for a protein of 110 amino acids. The record is from RefSeq and is a predicted model, not a curated record. The transcript has a single exon.